This is a messenger RNA of Magnolia sinica, 2350 nucleotides long. RefSeq names its product SURP and G-patch domain-containing protein 1-like protein. The transcript is spliced from 8 exons. Bases 781 to 2106 code for a protein of 441 amino acids. Lineage: Eukaryota; Viridiplantae; Streptophyta; Magnoliopsida; Magnoliales; Magnoliaceae. The record is from RefSeq and is a predicted model, not a curated record. Gene Ontology annotation, molecular function: RNA binding. Gene Ontology annotation, cellular component: nucleoplasm. Gene Ontology annotation, biological process: RNA processing.
AAAAGAUGUUUCUUUCUUUCAAGUAUAAGCAUGUUUAAACAAGUUAUUAAUUAUCAUUUAUCAAAGGCCAAUAUAUCAACCAAAUCAAAUAAUUAUCACAUCAAUAACUUUCUAAGCAAACUACUUUAAUUAAUAAUGUCUUAUUGAAACCACAAGUCACAAGUAUGAAAAGAAAUAAAAAUCCUAAAGGUUAAAAGUAUUAAAUACAAAGCAAGUGUCACAUUCCUCAACAUUAGGUACAAAGAAAACAUAUAAUAAUAAAUAAAUAAAUACAUUGUAGUGUACGCUAUAGGGGAUUUACACUAUUUUGCUACGCUACGUAGCGCUCUAGCUACACCUCGAUACAAGUGCUAUUUGAAACAUUGAUCCAUGUUACAUUAUGUAAACUGGUUCCUAAAGUCAUUCACACCUUGAGUUUUUCCAGCUGGAGUUACUUGUUUUGAGUAAGCACUUUUUUCCCCCCAGCUUUUUUUGACACAGAAUCAGGGAUCUAUUUGUUGCUAUUUCUUACUACUUAAAUGCAGUUAUUUGUUAAAAAAUGGCAUAUUUCAUAUGUAUGCUUGUAAUCUUGUGCGUUUCAUUACCAUAAUGGUUGCAUACUAGUCCUUUUCUGAUUUGAAGCUUAAGGAAUGCAGCCAGUUUCCUGAUAAAAGGGAUCAGCUUAUGAGCUUUCCAUUACAACGAGUUAUUGUUCAGAAAGGCAGCUUGGCAAAACAGAGGAUUUUAGUGAAGGGCUCUUAGCGACACGUGUUAAAUUCCUGGCCUGUAAAUUGGUCACCGAUGGACAAACGAAGUGGUUCUAGUCUUUUUGUUAAUGAUGGGUCCUUUAUGGAAAAGUUUAAACAGCUUCAACAAGAGAAGAAGGUGAAGGAGGCGGAGGCAUCAGAGUCUAAAUCUGGCAUAACAUGCAAUUCAUCGGGGUCUUUAAGGCCCAAUGCUACCAGUAGUAAGAUUGCAUUGGAUGAUAAAACAAAUGACGUCCGGAAGUCUAUCCCAUCCACUUCAAAUGGCAAACUUGCAUUCAGCUUGAAACAGAAGUCAAAGCUUACAGUAGCUCCUGUUAAGUUAGGUGCAGAUGAAGAUGAUGAUGAAGGGGAUACAGGAAAUGGGCUCAGCGACGGACCAGCAAAACGGCAGAAGUUGGGUCAACCAGAUGUCUCCGGGACUUCGUCGGACGAAGGGGAUGUUGCACCAUCUCCCCCAAAUGAUCCUGCAGUGAAGAAAGUUGCAGACAAGUUAGCAAGUUUUGUGGCAAAAAAUGGACGACAGUUUGAACAUGUUGCACGUCAAAGGAAUCCUGGAGAUACACCUUUUAAGUUUCUAUUUGAUGAAAGCUGUGCAAAUUACAAAUAUUACGAGCACAGACUAAUUGAAGAGGAGAAGGCUCUUGCACAGAUAAAUGAUUCUCAAGCAUCAGCCUCUACAAGUACAUCAUCUAGAACAUCAAGUGGGUCUCAGAGGAGUAAUGUUCAACACCAUUCUAAUUAUCAAAUCCCAGCUUCGGCCCUAUACGAGGCCAGUGAGGAUGCUAGGUCUUCUACAAGUUCAGUUCAAGCAACAUCAGUGGGAAGAGUGUCCUCUUAUGGUGAGUCAAGUGGACCUUCAGCUGCGGAUCCCAUUGCAAUGAUGGAAUUCUACAUGAAAAAAGCUGCUCAUGAAGAGCGUAGGAGGCAGCCUAGACAGUCAAAAGAUGAAAUGCCUCCGCCUGCUUCUCUUCAAGCUUCAGUAAAAAAGGGCCAUCACAUGGGCGAUUAUAUACCGCCUGAGGAGCUUGAGAAGUUUUUGUCUAGCUGCAAUGAUGCCGCUGCACAAAAAGCUGCUAGAGAGGCAGCAGAAAGGGCUAAAAUCCAAGCUGACAAUGUUGGGCAUAAGCUUCUAUCCAAAAUGGGAUGGAGAGAAGGUGAGGGUCUUGGCAGUUCCAAGAGUGGACGUGCAGAUCCAGUGAUGGCAGGAAAUGUAAAAUUGGACAACCUAGGGGUUGGAGCAGAACAACCUGGGGAAGUCACCCCUGAUGACGACAUCUAUGAGCAGUAUAAGAAACGGAUGAUGCUUGGUUACCGUUACAGGCCAAACCCACUGAACAAUCCUAGAAAAGCAUAUUAUUGAGUAGCCUUCUCUUGUAAGAAGGUAUAGGAGGGGGAGUAAAGAGUGAUUUCUUGUGGAAGUUUGAUGCGAAGUUAUUUCUACUGCAGCAGCGGUCAAGGAGUGGGGAAAAAGAAAGAUGGGGAUUUUGGUGCAACUGGAGUUCAAUUUGUGGAUGUAAAUCCUGCUUGGAUCAAUGUUUUUCAUUGUUGAAGACAAUUGCAUCUCUUUGAAGUUUAUUGUAUGUGAUCAUGUGCGUUUUCUCUUC